This is a messenger RNA of Oncorhynchus nerka (sockeye salmon), 5377 nucleotides long. Its product is annotated as zinc finger protein 883-like. The record is from RefSeq and is a predicted model, not a curated record. Gene Ontology annotation, cellular component: nucleus. The transcript is spliced from 3 exons. Lineage: Eukaryota; Metazoa; Chordata; Actinopteri; Salmoniformes; Salmonidae. The coding region runs from base 258 to 2321 and encodes 687 amino acids. Gene Ontology annotation, biological process: regulation of transcription by RNA polymerase II. Gene Ontology annotation, molecular function: RNA polymerase II cis-regulatory region sequence-specific DNA binding; DNA-binding transcription activator activity, RNA polymerase II-specific.
UUGAAGUUUUCCUUCGAGUCUGGUUGAGUUAAUGCAGCAUAAUAUCCUAAGUAUAGGCUUGAACAAGAGAGGCCUGUAAAACAUGCACAAACACUACGCUGAUACGACGCUCACGAACAUUUCCUGCAGCAUCUCAUAAUCCAGACCAAACUCACUCGGAAAGUGGAUACGUUUUUCCCGCUUGCUCUACGAGACCUCACCAUUUACAAUUAUUUUCAGCCAAACAGGAAAUCAGUUCCAGAUCUACCCAGCCUACCAUGUCUGAACCAGGUUCUGGUUGUGGUGUUCCAGCCCAGAGAAGCUCACAGCAGGGUCCAGAGUUGCUGUCAGUGAAGCUGGGGGACUGCAGUCAAACAGUGGAACUCAAUGUGAUUGUCAAGGAGGAGGGCGAGGAGAGAGAAAUCAAUGAGCGGGAGGAGGAAGAGAGAGAGGAGGACAGGGCCUCUGUUGACUCAGGAGAGAUCCCCAACCCAGACUCAGUCAAGGAGCCCAAUUCCACAGCAUCAGGACUAUCUGGUUGUGGGAAUUACCCCUGUCCUCAAUGUGGGAAGUGUUUCAGUCGAGCAGGAGACCUGAAGACUCAUCAGAGAUCCCACAGUGGAGAGAAGCCUAACUGUACAUUAAAUGUGAUUGUCAAAGAGGAGGACGGUGACUGUACUCUUAAUGUGAUUGUCAAAGAGGAGGAGGAUGAGAAGGAAAAGAGAGGAGUUGAGGAAGAGAAGGAAACUAGUGGUAUAGUUGACCCAGAUACAUCACGACUUCGUGGUCGUUACCCUUGUCCUCAAUGUGGAAAGAGUUUCAGUUCCUCAGGUAAUCUAAAGAAUCAUCAAAGAGUUCACAAUGGAGAGAAACCUUACCACUGCUCUCAAUGUGGAAAGGGUUUCAGUCGAGCAGGAGACCUGAAGACUCAUCAGAGAUCCCACAGUGGAGAGAAGCCUCACCACUGCUCUCUUUGUGGGAAGUGUUUCAGUCGAGCAGGAGACCUGAAGACUCAUCAGAGAUCGCACAGUGGAGAGAAGUCUGCCAGUACUUUCAAUGUGAUUGUCAAAGAGGAGGAGGAUGAAAAGGAAAUCGAUGAGACGGUAAAGAGAGAAGUUAAGGAAGAGCAGGAACCUAGUGGUGUAGUUGACCCAGAUACAUCAAGACUAUCUGGUCGUGGUCGAUUCCCCUGUCAUCAGUGUGGGAAGAGUUUCCGUUCCUCAGGUAAACUAAAGAAUCAUCAAAGAGUACACACUCGAGAGAAACCAUUUCACUGUGCCACAUGUGGGAAGAGUUUCCGUGAAAAAUUCAACCUCACGAGACACGAGAAGGUACAUAGUGGGGAGAAGCCAUAUCACUGCACCCAGUGUGGGAAAAGCUUCAAUCGUUCUGGAAGUCUUAAGGAACAUCAAAGAGUACAUACAGGGGAGAAGCCUUACCACUGCUCUCUUUGUCAGAAGAGUUUUAGUCAGCCAGGAAACCUUAAGAAACAUCAGAGAAUACAUACAGGGGAGAAGCCUUACCGUUGCUCUCUGUGUGGAAAUAGUUUUUGUUUUGCUGGAAACCUAAAGAAUCAUCAGAGAUCACACUGUGGAGAGAAGCCUUACCGCUGCUCUCAGUGUGGGGAGGGAUUCCCUCAACUAAAAAGUCUUAAAAGCCAUCAGAAAAUACAUAUUGGAGAGACGUCUCCCUCUACUUUCAAUGUGAUUGUCAAAGAGGAGGAUGGUGACUGUACUUUCAAUGUGAUUGUCAAAGAAGAGGAGGAUGGGAAGAAAAUUAGAGAAGUUGAAGAGGACGACAACAACAGUGGUGUAGUUGACCCAGAUACAUCAAGAUUGCCUGAUCGGGGUCGUUACCCCUGUCCUCAAUGUGGAAAGAUUUUCAGUUCCUCAAGUAAUCUUAAGAAUCAUCAAAGAGUACACACUGGAGAGAAACCUUUCCUCUGCUCCCAAUGUGGGAAGAGUUUCAGUGAGAAAGUAAACCUUAAGAGACACGAAAGAGUACAUAGUGGAGAGAAGCCUUACCACUGCACCACAUGUGGGAAGAGCUUCAAUCAUUCAGGAAGCCUUAGAGAUCACCAGAGAAUUCAUACAGGGGAGAAACCUUACCACUGCUCACUUUGCGGAAAUAAUUUCCGUUUCGCAGGAGACCUAAAGAAUCAUCAGAGAUCACACAGUGGAGAGAAGCCUUACCAAUGUUCUCGGUGUGGAGAGGGAUUCACUCAGCUAAGAAGUCUAAGAAGUCAUGAGAGAAUAUCCAUUGGAGGGAAGCCUGCCUGUGCUUUCAAUGUGAUUGUCCAAGAAGAGAAAGAAGUUGAGGGAGAGGAGAGUGAUGUGAAAUAAACGUGAAGUGAGGAUACAUAAGCUAACUAUAGGUAUUGAUAUUCACACCUAUCCUUGCAAUGGUGUCAUGGACUGCACCAUUUAGGGCUAUCUUCAUCUUCUUUUACUUCUGAGUGAAUUGGAAGUUCACAAAUGAACUCAACUUGAAUACCACCACCACCUAAUGUGCUGGAGAGUGUAUAAAUCUGACCUUUAUUUUGACAGGGAGUCAAUACUGAGACCGAGGUCUCUUUUCCAGAUGAGGCCUGUAUAGCACCACAAUACACAUUAAACUACCAAUUCAUAUACACAUUAAUACACAAUAAACACAUUCAACUACCCAUUCAUAAACAGAAUAUACACAGUGUUAUACACAACAUGACACAAAGAAAAACAGACAUUCUUUAGCAACAAGGUCCCAUAACAACUGUCUGAAAUGCCCUAGAGGCACCAAUUCCUCCAAUUUUAAAAUGCAUUGUAGAUUAUUCGACACACGCAAGGCACAAGGAAUCCAAAUGCUGAUCUACCGAACUCUGUAGACACCAAUGGAGUCUCUAGAGUUAACCAACACCAAUGGAGUCUCUAGAGUUAACCAAGCCCAAUGGAGUCUCUAGAGUUAACCAAGCCCAAUGGAGUCUCCAGAGUUAACCAACCCCGAUGGAGUCUCUAAAGUUAACCAACCCCGUGACCAGGUUUGAGUUUUAAACAUCAGUAAGGGGUUUCCUGCACAACUGUAAAAUCAGACUGUAGCCUUGUCACAGCCAGGUCAGCAGUCGGGGUAAUUCCGUAACGUAAUAGUAUCAUACGUAUUUAGAUGAGAUCGAGACAAGAUCGUUAACAACUAUAGUGGUUGCUGUAGUAAUGCUAUUCCCAGGCCUAAAGCCUUUACAUGAGAUCGAUAUACUGAACAAUACGUUUUCCAUUCAAACACAAAAAAACGUAUUUUGUGCACAAAUUUGUUUACGUCCUUGUUAUUGAGCAUUUUUUUAUUUUGUGAAGAUAAUCCAUCCACAUGACAGGUGUGUCAUAUCCAGAAGCUGAUUAAAUAGCAUGAUCAUUACAGCGUGAACACUGACAAACUGAUGUCCCAGCCUUAUUAGUCUAGUCAUGGUAAAAACAUGACGUCUGGCCUCCCGAGUGUCACAGCGGUCUAAGGCACUACUGUCUUUCUUUUGAAUGCACAGAUGACACAAUAAACAACCAUAUCUAACUUUAACUACCACAGUAUCAUGUUAAAGGGCAAUUUCACAAUUACAUAGUCAUAAUCUCAAGCACCACCCCCAACAUCAACAUUUGUGAAAAUGGCACAUUUUUAUGUUUUGCAGUGAAAUAUAUAGAGGAAUAUGUGUUUCCAAUGACAUCAGUGUGAUUUUAACCAAUUAUCAGGAGGCAUUGUUUACUAAUUACCUACUAAUUGGUUGAUGACGUCAUCAACCAAUGUUGAUGUUGGGGUGGUGCUUGAGAUGAUGAAUGUAGUAUGUUUUUUUUUAAUACAUUAUUUCCUGUUAAAGCAACGUAUGUACACGACUAACAUGUAAAACAGUAGCAUAGUCUAUAGAGGCCUGUAUACUAGGGGCUGAGUCUAUAGAGGCCUGUAUACUAGGGGCUGAGUCUAUAGAGGCCUGUAUACUGGGGGCUGAGUCUAUAUAUAGUAUAUACUGGGGGCUGAGUCUAUAUAUAGUAUAUACUAGGGGCUGAGUCUAUAUAUAGUGUAUACUAGGGGCUGAGUCUAUAGAGGCCUGUAUACUGGGGGCUGAGUCUAUAGAGGCCUGUAUACUGGGGGCUGAGUCUAUAGAGGCCUGUAUACUGGGGGCUGAGUCUAUAGAGGCCUGUAUACUGGGGGCUGAGUCUAUAGAGGCCUGUAUACUGGGGGCUGAGUCUAUAUAUAGUAUAUACUGGGGGCUGAGUCUAUAUAUAGUAUAUACUAGGGGCUGAGUCUAUAUAUAGUGUAUACUAGGGGCUGAGUCUAUAUAUAGUGUAUACUAGGGGCUGAGUCUAUAGAGGCCUGUAUACUGGGACUGAGUCUAUAUAUAGUAUAUACUGGGGGCUGAGUCUAUAUAUAGUAUAUACUGGGGGCUGAGUCUAUAUAUAGUGUAUACUAGGGGCUGAGUCUAUAUAUAGUGUAUACUAGGGGCUGAGUCUAUAGAGGCCUGUAUACUGGGACUGAGUCUAUAUAUAGUAUAUACUGGGGGCUGAGUCUAUAUAUAGUAUAUACUGGGGGCUGAGUCUAUAUAUAGUAUAUACUGGGGGCUGAGUCUAUAUAUAGUAUAUACUGGGGGCUGAGUCUAUAUAUAGUAUAUACUGGGGCUGAGUCUAUAUGUAGUAUAUACUGGGGCUGAGUCUAUAUGUAGUAUAUACUGGGGGCUGAGUCUAUAUGUAGUAUAUACUGGGGGCUGAGUCUAUAUGUAGUAUAUACUGGGGGCUGAGUCUAUAUGUAGUAUAUACUGGGGGCUGAGUCUAUAUGUAGUAUAUACUGGGGCUCAAUGUCCCAAAUGGUGCGCUAUUCACCCUGUAGUGCAUUACUUUCGACCAUGAGCCCUAUUCUGUAGUGCACUACAUUUGACUAUGGGCCCUAUUCUGUAGUGCACUACUUUCGACCAUGGGCCCUAUUAUGUAGUGCACUGCAUUUGUCCAUGGGCCCUAUGGGCUAUUCUAUUGAAAACAAAAUAAGUCCAUAGACUCAAGUAGAAUUCAGUUGUAGAUAUUUUUUAUACCUGAUUAAACUCAGUAGAAGGGCUGGUUUGUAUUGACAUAAAAUAUAUUGUUAUGUCAUGAUCUGGAUGGAACCGGUGUUUUUUAGAAUAUUGUUCUGUUCCGGAACAGUAUAGAUCCCUUUCGUUGUCAGUUCUGGUUCUGUUGCUUGAAAUUCCGUUUUUCUUUUCUGUUCCCUGAACUGGUUCCAACUCCUGGUUUAGAAUAUUGUAAAGUAUCCAUUAAUUAAAUAAUAAAUGCUAACAAACUGUAAUCUUCUUCUUCAUUAAAGGUGGAUGAUGUUGGUAGAUUGUCUUUAUCCAUGAAAAGUCAGUAUUGUAUCAUGGUGAUGAUAAAUCACAAGAAUAAAAGAUGCCAGACACUCA